Molecule: messenger RNA, 1025 nt
Organism: Thamnophis sirtalis
Lineage: Eukaryota; Metazoa; Chordata; Lepidosauria; Squamata; Natricidae
Source: RefSeq, a predicted model, not a curated record
UGCGUAGGCGUCAAUUAGGCUGUUCGGUGGUUACGCAGCGGAGUCAGCGUUGGGGGUUUUUUUGGCGGGGGGGGGAGAAUUGGUGGUGCAGCGGGAAUAGUAGCAGAAGCACCACCACUACUAGGUGAGGGAAGGAGUCGUUUAGCUUCUUGCCGCCGCGGCUGAGUGGGAAGAACAUCAGCAAGAAUAGCCACUGUCGCCACCAGCACCAUGGUAGCUCAACAGAAGAAUCUUGAAGGAUAUGUGGGGUUUGCAAAUCUCCCCAAUCAAGUUUAUAGAAAAUCUGUCAAGAGAGGAUUUGAAUUCACACUUAUGGUAGUAGGUGAAUCUGGAUUGGGAAAAUCAACACUAAUCAACUCGUUAUUCUUGACAGACCUGUAUUCUCCAGAAUACCCAGGACCUUCACAUAGAAUUAAAAAGACUGUACAGGUUGAGCAGUCUAAGGUUCUAAUUAAAGAAGGUGGUGUGCAGUUGCUACUAACAAUAGUUGAUACACCAGGAUUUGGUGAUGCAGUGGAUAAUAGCAAUUGCUGGCAGCCCGUUAUUGAUUACAUUGACAGUAAAUUUGAAGACUAUCUUAAUGCAGAAUCACGUGUGAACAGACGACAGAUGCCAGAUAACAGGGUCCAGUGUUGUUUAUAUUUCAUUGCUCCUUCAGGACAUGGGCUUAAGCCUUUGGAUAUUGAGUUCAUGAAACGCCUGCAUGAAAAAGUGAACAUAAUCCCGCUCAUUGCCAAGGCCGACACACUCACACCUGAAGAAUGUCAACAGUUUAAAAAACAGAUAAUGAAAGAAAUCCAAGAGCACAAAAUUAAAAUAUAUGAAUUCCCAGAAACAGAUGAUGAAGAAGAAAAUAAACUGGUUAAAAAGAUUAAGGACCGUUUACCUCUUGCGGUAGUAGGUAGUAAUACUAUUAUUGAAGUCAAUGGGAAGAGAGUUAGGGGAAGACAGUAUCCUUGGGGUGUUGCAGAAGUUGAAAAUGGCGAACACUGUGACUUCACAAUUCUAAGAAACAUGUUAAUAAG